CACACGAGGAGCUGGUGCCAAAGGGUCAUUUUUGUUUUUGUUGUUUUUUUUUUAAGUGCACCACCGCCAUCGGCAGCGAAAACGAGAGGAAGGUGAUUGCAGGGGGGAUCCUAAAGAAACAUUGACAAGAAAGCAGCAUCCCAGCGCAGGAUUUUGCAGCUUUUUGUUUUUGUUUUUUUUUUUUUUUAAUGCAUUGUGGCUUCUUCCUCCUCCCCCUCCUGCUGCUGCUGCGUGCGUCCAGGUGUUUCUUUCCUCUCACCCCGAAGACGGACAGCGCGCAUCCUCAUCUUAAACUUGUGCACCAACUACCGACGAAGACGAGCUCAUAAAAUAAAAUAACAUUUAAAAAAAAAAAAGGAGGAGUAAGGGUCCGAUCCACCCGCAGCGGACCGACACGACGGUCCGAGCCGACUCCAAGUGCCGUUCACCGGGCGAUGCCAGAGUAAAUGCCGGGGCGAUGUCCCGCCGCAAGCAGGUGAACCCGCAGCACUUGUCGUUGAGCCACCGGGAGACCGCACCAGCCGACGCCAAUGACGCGGCAGCGAGAUCCCCGUCGCCGGCCCCCGCCGCCGCUCUCCGGGGCCCCGAGGAGCACGACCUGCUGACGUGCGGCCAGUGCCAGACCAACUUCCCGCUGGGGGACAUCCUGGUCUUCAUCGAGCACAAGCGCCGCUUGUGCCGCGGCCCCUCGCAGGGGGCGCCGGCCUCGUUCUCUGUCAAGCCCGGGGAGGCGGGCGGCACCGCCAGCAUCCCCAUCUCCCCCCGGGGCCACGCCCUGGAGGUGGGGAGGGGCCCCCCCAUGCUGCCCGUGGAGGUGGGCGUGCAGGUGACGCCCGGCAGGGACGAGGACGCCCACAGGAGGUUGACUCCGGCCAAAGGGAUCUGCCCCAAACAGGAGAAAGGAGAUAAAGACGAGCCAUCCAGCUACAUCUGCACCAGCUGCAAGCAGACCUUCACCAGCGCCUGGUUCCUCCUCCAGCACGCCCAGCAUACUCAUGGAAUCCGUAUCUACCUGGACAACCACCUGGCCAACUGCUCGCUCACCCCUCGCAUGGCCCUGCCGCCCCCGCCGGGUGCCGACGCCCUCCCCCGCUCGCCGCUGCCCACCUUCUUGGGCGACGCCAACAACCCCUUCCACCUCCUGCGCAUGGCCGCGCCCUUGCUCAGGGAACACCCGCCGCCGCCGGGCUUCAUGGAGACCCGGCUGCCGGCCACGCCGCCCUUUGUGAGCCCGCCGCCCCCUCCCAGGCCCCCGCUGGAGCGGCUGGGUCCGGAGGAGAUGGGGCUGCUCUCCCAGCACCCCAGUGCCUUCGAGAGGGUGAUGCGCCUGACCCCCAUGGAGCCCCCGUCCAUGGACUUUUCCCGGCGUCUGAGGGAGCUGGCAGGUAACACCAACAACAACGGAGGGCCCACGCCACCCUUGUCGCCCAACCGGGUGCCACCCAUGCACCGCCUGCUUAGUCCCACGCUCUUCCAGCCGGGCUCCAAGCCACCGGCCUUUCUCACCUAUGCCCCGCAGCCGCCCACCCCCCAGGGUGCGCAUGGUUCCUCCAGUCCUCCUGACACCCAGGGUCAGAACCAGUCAGCGGGGAAAUCCAAAUCCUGCGAGUUCUGUGGCAAGAUCUUCAAGUUUCAGAGCAACCUGAUCGUGCACCGCCGCAGCCACACCGGAGAGAGGCCGUACAAGUGCCACCUGUGCGACCACGCCUGCUCCCAAGCCAGCAAGCUCAAGAGGCACAUGAAGACACACAUGCACAACAAGUCCGGCUCCAUGGGCGGCUCCCCCGAGGCGGAAAACCGAGGAGAGGGCGCAGAAGGUGAAGACAAGCUCAGGGAGGCCGAGGGAAGAGCCAUGGGGAUGGACAACGAGGAGGAGGAGGAAGAGGAGGAGGAGGAAGAGGAGGAAGAAGAGGAGGAGGAAGAGCUCAGGAACGGAGGUCGGCCAGAUUCCAACCUAAGCGAGGACUCCCGAGAGUUCAACCACAACCGGGAGAAUGGGCCCAGGCAGAGUCCCAAGGAGAAGCACUUGGGAGGGGAGCGGGUGGGCGAGAGCGGCGGGGUAGGCAUCAUGCACCCUUACAACCAUCUUGACAAUCAUCUCAGACUGAACCCCAACAAAAGGAGCCUCGAGAGGCAGCCCAACGGGGACGGCACCAACGGGGGGCCCGACCCGGACCGAGAGCGGCAGACCGACAGGGAGCAGGUCAUCAGGGAGCCGGACGAGCCCGACCCCAGGCCCGCGAUGAACGGCAGGAUCGGCGCGUCAGAGGCGGAAUCCUUCCCGGGGCUCUUCCAACGCCGGCCCACGCCCAUCACCAGCCUGAGCCCGUCCAACAACAACAAGAGGAUCAAGAUCGAGCGGGAACAGCUGGAACUCCCGCCCACACUCCCGCUGAUCUCGCCGGAGAACGUCUACUCGCAGCUCCUCGCCGGGUACGCCGCCUCGCGCCACUUCAUCCGGGAACCCUUCCUGGGCUUCACGGACUCGCGUCAGUCGCCCUUCGCCACCUCUUCGGAGCACUCCUCCUCCGAGACGGGCAGCCUGCGCUUCUCCACGCCGCCGGGGGAGCUGAUGGAGGGCGGCAGCGCCUCGGGGCGGAGCGGCAGCAGUACGCCGCACCUCAUGCGCGGGCCGGGGCCCGGCCGGCCGCCCAGCUCCAAGGACCGCCGCAACGAUACGUGCGAGUACUGCGGCAAGGUGUUCAAGAACUGCAGCAACCUGACGGUGCACCGGCGCAGCCACACGGGCGAGAGGCCCUACAAGUGCGACCUGUGUAGCUACGCCUGCGCCCAGAGCUCCAAGCUCACGCGCCACAUGAAGACGCACGGCCAGUUCGGCAAGGAGGUGUACCGCUGCGACAUCUGCCACAUGCCCUUCAGCGUCUACAGCACGCUGGAGAAACACAUGAAGAAGUGGCACGGCGAACACUUGAUGGCCAGCGAGGUCAAACUGGAGCAAGCCGAGCGAAGCUAAGCAUCUCACACACACGCCCACGAACGUACCCGCAACUCAUCUUCCCUAUUAUCUGCAAAAGUUAAAUGGAGGAGAAUGGACUCUGGUUGCUUGUUUUUAGACACUUCACCUUUAAUCCAAAAAAAUAAAAAAAAAUAAAAAAGUCUUCGAUUGCAAAUACGAGAUCUGGAAGCAGGUCAUUGCCCCUCCCACCUCCACCUCCUCCUCCUCCUCCUCUGUUACACAGCAGGUCAAAUUGGCCCGCUUUAAAUAGUCAGUUGUUGUCAUUUUACGGUACAAAAUAUUUGUUCGGCUGAAAAAGUUGAAGAUUACAUAUUUGCAAUGAAAUGGCAAGGUAGUCAUUUUAGUUUCAGCCACUUUUUGGGAGAUUUACACAUGUCAAAUUGACCCAGCGUGGAGUCCCCACACCUAAAAUUUCGGACUCCAGAAGCUUUUUUGGAUUCAAAAGGUGAAAUGUCUCGAUCCAGUCGCCUCGAUUCAACUUUUGUGGACCCGGAUGACUGAGAAUCUACACGGACAUCUUUCCUAUGACUACUCGGAACAAGGGGCAUGGCUGGAUAAUCUCUCUUUACAUAAAAACAAAACAAAACAAAAACAAAAACAAGACUGAUUGGUGUGUUUGUUUGUUUGUUUUUUUAAAUUUCCCUCGUCGCCUGAGAAUAUUAAAACUUUAAACCUUGUCUGGAGCCGUUUGAGGAUUUUAGGAAUUCCAUGGAGCCUUUCUACUGUGCAAUAAUUUCUGUAUUUAUUGGAUUACUUUUGUUCUUUUCUAGGUAAUAUUUGGCAUGUGCAGAUACAUCUUUGUGGGGUUUUUGUUCAAAUGUGCUCAAAUUUGAUUCUUUUUGAUUUAAAAAAAAAAAAAAGAAGAAGAAGAAGAAUUGGAAAGAAGUCACCCUUAAAAAAUGAUGAUAAUUCAGUUCUCUCCUCCAAGGAAGCUUAUUAUUAUCACGUGAGUGAGUCAAUGAUGUUUUCUCUUUGCAAAGCGCGGCGGCGGCCUACAAUCCAGCCCCCCUUCCUCUCCAUUACUGCCCAAUGUCUGCCUGACAAUAAUUGAAUUUAUUUUUUAAAAAUGAAUUUUUAGAGGGGAAAUCUGCGCUUGAAAAUAUACAAAUACAGUUGCUGUAUUGCUGUCGGCCAGGACGUUAAAACAAAUGGGGGGAAAAAAAAAAAAAAAGAAAAAAAAAAAAAAGGUUGCACUUAAUGCAUUUGCCCAUGUAGGAUUGAACCACCAUAUUUAAUAUGUCCAAUUGUUAAGUUAAGACUACUUGUAAUUCGUGUGAGAAGGGAACACUCCCAUUUGUGUAAAUAUAUUACUUUUUUUUUUGGUAGGUUUUUAAAAAAAAAACAACGACAAAAAAAACUAUAUAUAUACGCGCCCUGACUGUUUUCUGAAAGAGGCGGCCUAAAAACAAUCAAGAAGACCAGCUGCUUGCGUUGUCAUCUCAUGCGCCUGUGUGUGUGUGUGUGUGUGUAUAUAAAAAUGUUUUAUUGCCUCAGGCCCCUCCCACCUACUCCUCAUCAACCCUUCUGUUACAUUGUAGGGCAAAUAAAUUGAUCCAUUUUCAAGAAUCGAAUGCAGCUCGUUUGGAAUGAACCAUCUUCUGCUCGGUUGAAAAAUUGAAUUUCACGUAUUUGCAAAGAAAUGCGUUGUAAAGGGGCGAAGAUUUUUGUUUGUUCUGGACACUAUUUGGAUAGAUCGUAUCCCGAGUCUAACUGAACCGUUUUUGGGGCAUAAAACAUUCUCUGCUUGCUUUGGCAAGUGUCAUCAACACACACACAAUGAUUAUAUGCAGAUUGCAAUUACAUAUAUUGUCAUGGUUUUGCGAAGAAAAUUGCUCAACUCACACAUGAAAUUCAAUUUUUCGUCAUGGAGUUGGUCCAUUUUUUUUUUUUUUUUUUUUUACUCGUUUUGGAUAAAUAAACAUCUGGUUGGCCUCACAAGUUCUGAGGGCCUGGGUUCAAUCCCAGACCCGCCUGUGUGGAGUUUUCUCCAGGUGGGCGCUCCGCUUUCCUCCCACAUCCCAAAAACACGCAACAUUAAUUGGACACUCUAAAUUGCCCCGAGGUGCGAUUGCGAGUGCGUCCGUUUGGCCCGAUGUGCCCUGCGAUUGGCCGGCGACCGGUUCAGGGUGUACCCCGCCUCCUGCCCGUUGACAGCUGGGAUAGGCUCCAGCACUCCCCGCGGACCCUCCUGAGGAUAAGCGGCAAAGAAAAUGGAUGGAUGGUUGGAUAAAUAAACAUGGUCCAGUUCAAAAUGACCUACUUUAAAUACUUUUCUGGUUUCAAACUUUUUUCUGCUCGACUUAAUAAACAUACAUACCGACAAUAAUUAGUUUCACGCAUUUCUAUUUUGUAUUUAUUUUUGUGCCUCUGACACUUUUGGGGAUAUUUACACAACAACAACACCAAGUCAAAUUGACUCAAUUUAAACAGCUCGAAAAUUGUUUUCACCCGACAAUAAUUUGAUGACAUUUGCACAAGCCCCGGGUCAAACUGAAUCAAUAUUUUUUUUUUCUGUUGCUCACAAUCUAAUGUAAUGGGAGGGUUAAAAAAAAAAAAAAAGAAGCCAUUCAGCAUAAAAAUGAACAGGGAGGCAUCAAAAUAGCCACAAAAUAAUAAAAGAUCGAAUAUGAGUUAUGAUAAUGUUGAGCACAUCUGGCCGCGUGACCUUGAAGGAGGCAACCCCCGCAACCCCCCCAAACUCCCCGACUUGUCAAAAUGAAAGGCGGGCGGAUGAAGAUGUGUGAGCGCGAUUGGCGGCGGGACCUUGACCAGGCACACAAGAGUCAUUCAAAUCAAAUUGGAAGCAUAUGAAAUGUGUUUCUUUUUUUGGGGGGGAGGGGGGGGGGACUGGCAGCAUCUUCCUUUUGGGAGGGAGGAAAGACAGGGAAGACCACAUGAAAGCAGCAGACGCCAUAUUUCAAAAAAAAAAAAAAUAAAUCAAAUAAAUAAAUGUCCUCGUCGUCAUGUGCAUUCCAACCAGAGGGGGCCGUGGGGGGGGGGGGGGGGGUUAUCCCCUGAAUUCUGAUCAGGUUCUGACAUGAAUCACACGACAUGUUUACAAAAAUACGCCAUCCGUGAAAUGUACUUACAAAUAAGUAAUAUUUCCUCCCUUUUGAACACCAUCGGCAGUUUUGCGUUCUGGUGGAGGGAUUUUAAAGUUACACAAUCAUGUCAGAGUGAGGUGGCAACUUGUUUUGUUUUAAGGGAAGAAGAAGAGAAAAAAAAAAUAAUCUGAAAAAAGACGACUUGCAGGGACACUUUUACACUUGAGACAUUUUUGGUUUUUAUGUGCGUGUGUGUGUCCUCAUGGUUGCUUGAAGGUCUUGUGAUGACAAAAAAAAAAAAAAAAAAAAACGAAAAAAAAAACAAAACAAGAGACCCCGAUUUCACUUUUCACAACUUUCACUUUGGCUCUUUGUACAAAAAUACUUUUUUUCUUGUUGCUUUUUAUUUCCGGCGGGAACGAGGGAGAGGGAGGGCGGGGAAGGGAGGGGUUAGCGGGAGUGCAUUGUUGUGAAGACAAAAAACAAAAAAAAAAACAAACAAAAAAAAAAAAAGUCAUCUCAGAACACCUGCUGUUUUGAGCAUAUAUGUAUUUUUGUAAUGUGUUGAAAAAUCAAUACAAGAAAGCCAACACUUCAAUAAAUGUUGCAAUUGCUCUAUGAUUGAACACGCUCCGCAUUGGCUGUCAUUUCUUCUUUUUGUUGUUGUUGUUAUUAUGCCGCCGAGAUCGAAUCGGUUCCCACGGCAACGCCC
This is a messenger RNA of Syngnathoides biaculeatus (alligator pipefish), 6733 nucleotides long. RefSeq names its product BCL11 transcription factor B b (gene bcl11bb). Gene Ontology annotation, biological process: positive regulation of transcription by RNA polymerase II. Gene Ontology annotation, molecular function: DNA-binding transcription factor activity; RNA polymerase II cis-regulatory region sequence-specific DNA binding. The coding region runs from base 458 to 2974 and encodes 838 amino acids. NCBI's taxonomy places the organism in Eukaryota, Metazoa, Chordata, Actinopteri, Syngnathiformes, Syngnathidae. The transcript has 3 exons. The record is from RefSeq and is a predicted model, not a curated record. Gene Ontology annotation, cellular component: nucleus.